AUGUUGAACGAUUUUGUGCUCGAUGCGUUAAAUGCCAUCAAGCAAAAUCUAAGACACCCGCACAGUUUGUAUCUUCCUCUCUCUAUUCCAUUUUGUCCUUGGACUGACUUAUCUAUGGACUUUGUUCUCGGACUCCCUAGGAUCCGAAACAAAGACUCUAUUUUUGUUGUUGUGGACAGAUUUUCGAAGAUGGCUCACUUUAUUCCGUGUGCAAAGGCGAAUGAUGCUUCCCACAUUGCCGAGUUAUUCUUCAAGGAGGUGGUACGCUUGCAUGGCUUACCAAGGAGCAUUGUGUCGGAUCGGGACCCAAAGUUUCUGAGCUACUUUUGGAAGACAUUAUGGAGGAAGCUCGGAACAAAACUUGUCUUCUCAACGACAUGCCACCCACAAACCGAUGGUCAAACCGAAGUUGUAAACCGAACAUUGGCUGCACUACUUCGAGCAACAAUAGGGCGCAACCUCAAGAAUUGGCUGGAGUGUCUACCACAUGUUGAGUUCGCAUACAACCGAGCAACACACUCCGCCACCAAACAUUCUCCUUUUGAAGUCGUUUAUGGCUUUGACCCCUCUUUCCCGCUGGACCUAUCACCGAUUCCUACUCAAGAAAUGAUCAGCCUUGAUGGGGAGAAGAAGGCUGAAGUUGUGCAGAAGUUACAUGCCAAAGUUCGAGACAACAUCGCAAGAAAGACUGAACAAUACAUGCGGCAAGCCAACAAAGGACGCAAGAAGGUGUCAUUCGAAGUCGGAGAUUGGGUGUGGCUGCACCUAAGACCUGAAAGGUUCCCCAACAAGAGGAGCUCAAAGCUAGCCCCAAGAGGAGAUGGACCAUUCCGUAUCUUGGAGAAGAUCAAUGACAAUGCCUACCGCUUGGAGUUGCCCGGUGAGUAUAAUGUAUCUUCUUCUUUCAAUGUGGCUGAUCUACUUCCGUUUGAUGCAGGAGAUCUUGUUUCGAGGUCGAAACCUUUGCAACGGGGAGGGAAUGAUGAGGUCAUCGAUCUAGAUGCGGAUGAGGAGCAGCUGAAUACGGAUGAAACACAAGAAGGAGCUUCGGAUGCACUUGGCAAGGAGAGAGAAGUUGCUGACCUUGCCAUGCCUACACUACCGGAUCCACCACUUACAAGAGCUCGAGCACGCAACCUUAGAGCUAAAAUCAACCUGUUCAUAGAUCAUUGGCUGAUGGAGACGUCGGAUCACUUGGCUGAAACCAUAACUGCCCCAAGACAUGAGUUUAACUCGCUGAAGAAGACACAUGACCAAAAUGGAGUUGACUCUCUUGAAGAUCACUUUUGGACGAAAUUUGGAGCUAAACUGAAGACAUUUCCUUACCAAGAAGCUGUUGCAUCUUUCCUUUUCCUUUUUACACAAUUUCUAGACAUUUCCAUUUUGCGGCUGCACCUAAGGCCUGAAAGGUUCCCAAAUAAGAGGAGCUCAAAGCUAGCACCAAGAGGAGAUGGACCGUUCCGUAUUUUGGAGAAGAUCAAUGACAAUGCCUACCGCUUGGAGUUGCCCGGUGAGUAUAAUGUAUCUUCUUCUUUCAAUGUGGCUGAUCUACUUCCGUUUGAUGCAGGAGAUCUCGUUUUGAGGUCGAAACCUUUGCAACAGGGAGGGAAUGAUGAGGUCAUCGACCUAGAUGCGGAUGAGGAGCAGCCGAACACGGAUGAAACACAAGAAGGAGCUACGGAUGCACUUGGCAAGGAGAGAGAAGUUGCUGAGCUUGCCAUGCCUACACUACCGGAUCCACCACUUACAAGAGCUCGAGCACGCAACCUUAGAGCUAAAAUCAACCUGUUCAUAGAUCAUUGGCUGAUGGAGACGUCGGAUCACUUGGCUGAAACCAUAACUGCCCCAAGACAUGAGUUUAACUCGCUGAAGAAGACACAUUGA
Tarenaya hassleriana is the source of this 1884-nucleotide messenger RNA. RefSeq lists its product as uncharacterized. The record is from RefSeq and is a predicted model, not a curated record. Gene Ontology annotation, biological process: DNA integration. The coding region runs from base 1 to 1884 and encodes 627 amino acids. The transcript is spliced from 3 exons. Gene Ontology annotation, molecular function: nucleic acid binding. Lineage: Eukaryota; Viridiplantae; Streptophyta; Magnoliopsida; Brassicales; Cleomaceae.